This is a messenger RNA of Myripristis murdjan (pinecone soldierfish), 1444 nucleotides long. RefSeq names its product chitinase, acidic.1 (gene chia.1). The transcript is spliced from 12 exons. Gene Ontology annotation, cellular component: extracellular region. Gene Ontology annotation, biological process: carbohydrate metabolic process. The record is from RefSeq and is a predicted model, not a curated record. Lineage: Eukaryota; Metazoa; Chordata; Actinopteri; Holocentriformes; Holocentridae. Bases 77 to 1444 code for a protein of 455 amino acids. Gene Ontology annotation, molecular function: chitin binding.
UGAAUCAAACACCUGAAGUCACUGAUUAACAGUUUGUUCCUGUGCAAGAACCCUGUUUGGAUCUGCAGUCGUCACCAUGGCAAGACUCUUCCUCCCCACAGCUCUGGGGCUUCUGCUGACGCUGCACAUCGCAUCCUCCACCAAGCUGGUAUGUCACAUGACCAACUGGGCGCAGUACAGGCCCGGCGCCGCCAGGUUCACCCCGGAGAACGUGGACCCCUUCCUGUGCACGCACGUGGUUUACGCGCUCGCCACCAUCAACAGCUACAACCAGAUCAGCACCAUCGAGUGGAACGACGAGCAGUAUUACAGGAGCCUCAACAACCUCAAGAGCGUGAACCCGGACAUGAAGACGCUGCUGUCAGUCGGAGGCACCGUGUACGGAGUCAGCCCGUUCAUCGCCAUGGUCGCCAGGCCCGAGAGCCGCCAGGCCUUCAUCGCCUCGGCCAUCCGCUUCCUGCGAGCCCACAGCUUCGACGGGCUGAACCUGGACUGGCAGUACCCCGGGCACAACGGCAGCCCGGCCGACGACAGGAAGAGGUUCACUGAGCUGGUUCAGGAGCUGGCCCAGGCCUUCGCAGAGGACGCCCGCGACACGAGGAAGACGCAGCUGCUGCUCUCCGCCAACGUGGCCGCCUUCGUGCCCACGGUGGACCGAGCCUACGAGGUCCACCAGAUCGCCCCGCGGCUGGACUUCAUCAACGUGAUGACCUACGACUUCCACGGACACUGGGAGCCCGUCACGGGACACAACAGCCCGCUGUACCCCAGCAGCCUGGACUCUGGCUCACACCUGUACCACAACAUCAACACCUCCAUCUCUCACUGGAUGGGUCUGGGAGCGCCGGCUGCCAAGCUGCUGCUCGGCUUCCCGACAUACGGUCGCACCUUCCGCCUCUCCACCGGCGCCAACGGCCUGGGAGCGCCGGCCAACGGUCCCGCCGACGCCGGGGCCUACACCCGCACCGCCGGCUUCUGGGCCUACUACGAGGUGUGUGAGUUCCUCCGUCAUGCCACCAGCACAUGGAUCUCCGAGCAGCACGUCCCGUACGCCACAUACGGCAGCGCCUGGGUCGGCUACGACAGCGAGCAGAGUGCCGCCGCCAAGGUGGCGUACGUGAGCGGCCGCGGCCUGGGCGGCGUGCACGUCUGGACACUCGACAUGGACGACUUCGGCGGCAGCUUCUGCUCGGAGGGCCCGUACCCGCUGAUCCACCAGCUCCGGACCUCCAUGGGCUUCCCCCCUAAGCCCACUGCCCCCCCCGUCACCACCACCACGGCCGACCCGGUCACCUCCUUCUGCUCGGGCCGACCCGACGGCCUGUACGAGAACCUGGCCGACAAGACCACCUACUUCCAGUGUUUCCAGGGCAACACCUACCUGCACCGCUGCCAGCCCGGCCUCAUCUUCUGGGACUCCUGCAAGUGCUGCAACUGGCCCUGA